Messenger RNA from Talaromyces rugulosus, 1377 nucleotides. RefSeq lists its product as uncharacterized. Gene Ontology annotation, molecular function: monooxygenase activity; FAD binding. The transcript has 4 exons. NCBI's taxonomy places the organism in Eukaryota, Fungi, Ascomycota, Eurotiomycetes, Eurotiales, Trichocomaceae. The record is from RefSeq and is a predicted model, not a curated record. Bases 1 to 1377 code for a protein of 458 amino acids. Gene Ontology annotation, biological process: secondary metabolite biosynthetic process.
AUGACUCGUGAUAUUCACGUAGGCAUCGUGGGUGCCGGUAUCGGUGGCCUGGCCGCAGCCAUCGCACUUCGCCGUGCAGGCGCUCGGGUGACGGUACUGGAAGCCGCUGAGGAAUUGGGAGAAAUCGGUGCUGGGAUUCAAAUGACACCCAAUGUCUCUAUCCUACUUCAGCGAUGGAAAGUUGCCGAUGUCAUUGGAGAGAACCUCGUGCAAUUCGAGGAACUCAAUAUGCGACGAAAGGAUGGAACGCUCGUGGGACACACAGAGAUUGCCACGCUGGAACAUAACUUGAACCGUCCGUGGUGGGUUGUUCAUCGUGCACACCUCCAUGAAGGUCUCGCAACAAUCACCAAAGAACAUGGCGCACAGAUCCAUAUAGCGUCUCGAGUCGUCCAUGUCGACUUUGACAAGACUGAGCAAGUCACUGUGGCGACUGAUAAAGGGUCCAAGUAUACCUUUGAUCUUGUAAUAGGCGCCGAUGGAAUCAAUAGUAUUGUGCGAAAGGCGCUGUUUCCCAACGUUGCCCCCGAACCACCUACCACAAACUGCGCAUAUCGUGCAAUUGUCCCUUAUGAGCAGAUCCGCAAGGACCCGAUAUCAAAGACACUCAUCGACAAACUCACGAUGGAGGUCUGGAUGGCUCCAAACGCCUAUAUUAUCACAUACCCCAUCAGCGCUGGGAAGGACUUUAACCUGGUCUUGUCUCAUCAUCGGCCAGAAAAACUUCGAGCAACCGAGAGUGACGUCCCCAUUGAAGAAAUGUAUCGGGAAUACAAAGACUUUGAUCCUCGGAUCCAACGGAUUGUAAACAUGAUAACCGAAACGUCUCGAUGGCCACUCAUGGUUACCGGCCCGCUCAAGAGCUGGUCUUCGCCGAAGAAGAAUGUCGUGCUAAUGGGCGACGCCGCGCAUUCCAUGGUCAACCAUAUGGCUCAAGGCGCAGCGACGUCGAUGGAAGACGGGGCCUUCCUAGCCAAAUGCAUCGGAUCUGUCGUGCAGGGCAAACUCAAGCUGCAAGAAGCGAUAUCACUAUACGAGCAAGAACGAAUGCCAAAGGCGUAUGCUAAGCAGCAGGUCUCGUUCAUCAACGGGGCACUGUGGAUGCUCCCUGAUGGGCCAGAGCAACAGGCGCGCGACCGGUCAAUGGCGCCGGAGCUCGAGGGCAAGUAUUAUGUCCGAAGCGCGAACCUGUACGGCGACCCCCAGACUGUUCUUGACGUCUAUGGGUACGACGUCGAGGCCCAUGCCGACGAAGCUGUGGCCAAGUAUUUGAACGGCGGGAAAGAGCCGGCUCAUCCUGUGACGGGGGUGACGCCUGCGAUGCAGGAAAAAUACAUGGGUUGGAUGUUGGAGGCGAGGGGGCAGAGCAAGCUGUGA